Messenger RNA from Corvus hawaiiensis (hawaiian crow), 14458 nucleotides. It is a transcript of the gene MID1, whose product is annotated as midline 1. Bases 308 to 2395 code for a protein of 695 amino acids. The transcript has 11 exons. Lineage: Eukaryota; Metazoa; Chordata; Aves; Passeriformes; Corvidae. The record is from RefSeq and is a predicted model, not a curated record. Gene Ontology annotation, molecular function: protein binding; zinc ion binding.
UCAGGCGGACAGUUGCCUCCCCGCUGCCGACUUUUCAUAGGCUGGGGAAAGAAGGUUGGGAAACUUGACAUUGUCCUAGGACUCCCCCCAGCAAAGAAUAAAAAGGGUGGGGAAAUAAUAGACAGGGAAGAGGAGGGAGGGAAACUUGCUUACUGUGAGAAACUUGAUGGAUUUCUGCCCUGCCGACAGCAGCGCGGUGUGAGCAGCCCCUGGCCGGCUGGAUGGAUGAUGGGAAUCUCACCAUGAGGCAGAUAGCUGAUCAGCUUCCCUGGAUUUCGCUGACGCCACAGGAAAGCUUUGCCUGAAGAUGGAAACACUGGAGUCAGAACUGACCUGCCCUAUCUGUCUAGAGCUGUUUGAAGACCCGCUGCUGCUGCCUUGCGCUCACAGCCUCUGCUUCAACUGCGCGCACCGCAUCCUGGUCUCCCACUGCGCCACCAACGAGCCAGUGGAGUCUAUCACCGCCUUCCAGUGCCCGACCUGCCGCUAUGUCAUCACCCUCAGCCAGCGUGGUCUAGACGGGCUCAAGCGCAACGUCACCCUGCAGAACAUCAUUGACAGGUUUCAGAAAGCCUCAGUCAGUGGGCCCAAUUCCCCCAGCGAGACCCGCCGGGAGCGGGCGUUCGAUAACAACAGCAUGUCGUCCUGCGAGAAGGUCCUCUGCCAGUUCUGCGACCAGGACCCUGCCCAGGAGGCGGUGAAAACCUGCGUUACCUGCGAGGUGUCCUACUGCGAGGAGUGCCUGAAAGCCACUCACCCCAAUAAGAAGCCAUUCACCGGCCACCGUCUCAUCGAGCCCAUCCCGGACUCUCACAUCAGGGGAUUAAUGUGCUUGGAGCAUGAGGACGAGAAAGUUAACAUGUACUGUGUGACUGAUGACCAGUUAAUUUGUGCCUUGUGUAAACUGGUCGGGCGACACCGUGACCAUCAGGUGGCAGCUUUAAGUGACCGCUAUGACAAGCUAAAGGAAAUAACCCCACCCUGGAGUCCAGAACUUGCUGAGAAUUCAGGAGCUGUGGCAGUAUCACUCUGUAGUGCCAUGGCAGGCCAGCAAAAUUUGGAGAGUAACCUCACCAACCUAAUUAAGAGGAACACUGAACUGGAAACUCUUCUGGCAAAACUCAUUCAGACCUGUCAACAUGUAGAAGUAAAUGCCUCCCGCCAAGAAACCAAGCUAAUGGAAGAAUGUGACCAACUCAUUGAAAUAAUCCAGCAAAGACGACAAAUAAUUGGAACCAAAAUCAAGGAAGGAAAGGUGGUGAGGUUGAGAAAACUGGCUCAGCAGAUUGCAAACUGCAAACAGUGCAUCGAGCGCUCGACAUCCCUCAUCUCUCAGGCUGAGCAGUCGCUGAAGGAGAAUGAUCACGCUCGCUUCCUGCAAACAGCUAAAAACAUCACUGAAAGGGUUUCCAUGGCAACUGCAUCCUCCCAGGUUCUAAUUCCUGAAAUUAAUCUCAACGAUACUUUUGAUACUUUCGCACUCGAUUUUACCAGGGAGAAGAAAUUGUUGGAAUGCCUUGAUUACCUUACAGCUCCCAACCCACCCACCAUUCGAGAAGAGCUCUGUACAGCUUCUUAUGAUACCAUUACUGUGCACUGGACAUCAGAUGAUGAGUUCAGUGUAGUCUCUUACGAGCUGCAGUACACCAUCUUCACUGGACAAGCCAACGUUGUUAGUUUAUGCAACUCAGCCGACAGCUGGAUGAUUGUUCCUAAUAUCAAACAAAACCACUACACAGUGCAUGGGCUGCAGAGUGGCACAAAGUACAUCUUCAUUGUUAAGGCCAUUAAUCAGGCUGGCAGCCGGAGCAGCGAGCCUGGCAAGCUCAAGACAAACAGUCAGCCAUUUAAACUGGACCCCAAAUCUGCCCAUAGAAAACUGAAAGUGUCUCAUGAUAACUUGACAGUGGAACGGGAUGAAACAUCAUCCAAGAAGAGUCACACACCAGAGAGAUUCACGAGCCAAGGGAGCUACGGAGUAGCUGGCAACGUGUUCAUCGACAGCGGGCGGCAUUACUGGGAAGUGGUUAUAAGUGGGAGUACGUGGUAUGCUAUUGGUAUUUCCUACAAGUCAGCACCGAAGCAUGAGUGGAUUGGAAAGAAUUCUGCCUCCUGGGUGCUUUGCCGCUGCAAUAACACGUGGGUGGUGCGGCACAACAGCAAAGAAAUCCCCAUUGAGCCCGCGCCUCACCUCCGGCGGGUCGGGAUUUUGCUGGACUACGACAACGGUUCCCUUGCCUUUUAUGAUGCUUUGAACUCCCUACACCUUUACACUUUUGACAUUACAUUUGGCCAGCCAGUGUGCCCCACGUUCACAGUGUGGAAUAAAUGUUUGACCAUUAUAACUGGCUUGCCUAUCCCUGACCACCUAGACUCCUCCGAGCAGCUCGCGUGACUGCUAAAAGCCAAAAGGUAGGAUGACACAUCUUCCCAGGGCAGCCCAGUGGUGCCAGCUGGAGCUUACCUGGAGCUGGUGGACCCAUGUGGCAUCCCAGACAACGCUGCCAAAUUUGGGCAAAACUGGCAAGGAGAGAAUCUCUCUUUCUGUGUAUUUUGUACUGAAGGACAAGAAGUGGCUUUAAUAAUAUGUUAGAACUUUCUUUUUCAGUUGGUUUUGUUUUGUUGGUUUUGUAUUUCAUCUCUUACAGGAAGAUUUAUAAAUUAUUUAUAAAAAUUGAAAAAAAAAAAGAAAAGUGAAAGCCUAGUAUGGACACCUGGGAAAUGACUUCUUGUUGUUUUGGGGGGUUUUUUUGCACAUUGAUGGUCCUGUUAAUUAAAGUUUCAUCAGCCUUUUGCAUAACUUUAUUUUACAGUGGAUAAUAGCAGGAAAUCAGAAGGAUGAAAACUGCAUAGUGGACAAGUCAGUAUACCGCAAGUUUUACUUGUGCCCACAUUAGUGGUCUCAUUACCAGCCUUGUUGAGUGCGAGAUCUCCCAAUGUCUACUUUGCACAUCGGAGUGUGCAGACCAAAAGAAAAAAAAUAAGCAAGAGAGGAAGUGGAGCUCGCCAACACAGCAAAAGAAUAAAGUUUAAUUUACUUCUGUUUACAGGGCAGUGCUCUCUCAGUUCAUAAAAAACAUGUGGAAUAUCUCCUAGAAAUGUGAGUGGAUAAAUCAUCUGGUGAUUUAUUUUAUUGAUGGCAAUAUUCCCAUCUACCAGUGCUUCGCUUUCGUCUUUGGGAAACAUUACAGAAUCACUGAGGAUGUGGAAAACCGAUACCAUCUCUGAGAAUCAGCAACACUGGAGGAGAGCAGCCAAUCCAAGGUCUGACUGUAGACUAAUUUGAUAAAGCAUCAUUUGAGGAUUGAUUGUAAUAGAAGAUGUCACGGUUCUGAUGGUAGACAUGUGAAUGCUUAUUGCUGAUUUUACAAGGUUCAACAUAGCAAGCCCAGCCAACAACUCGGAAGUGAGACAUGCGCCACUUUACCAUUGGUUUUAAAUUAAAUACAAAUGUUUCAUUGUCAUACACUGUGUAGUGUCUAUAACAAAGCAAGGAAAUCUGUUUUACAUGUGCUAUAUGGAGAAACACUGCAGCUGGAGUUUGCUCAUGGUUAUCAUUGUCCCAGGUUGUUUGGGAAAGCACAGUUCAUUUUGUGAAUGCAAAGUAAAGAGUAAGCUCUCAGCAGUGAUAGAAAUCUGCAUGGGGAGACCCUACAUUCAUCCUGGUGUUGAUAGAAGAGCUUCAGUGAAGGCAAUAGAGGUUGUAUGUACUUUAUCUCAGAGCUGAAUCAGGUGCAUUUUUUUCUCUUUCCCUUUACAGAUAGAAGCUUUUUGUAAUUAUUGCAAUGCUUAUGUACAAAUGAUCAUUUUGGGAGAUGCUUGAGGCAUAUGACAACUUUAAAAGAAUGGUUUUCCUACAGCAUUUUGUUGUUACUAUGCAAGUGGUGAAAAUCUGCCUGUAUAGAGAAAGGAUAAAUUGAAUAUCAGCUUUAAAGAUUUGCUCAGUAAUUUAUAACCAUGCUUUAGGUGUCUUUCAAAAAAGAUGCCUUAAUGCACUUUGUUCACUAAUGGGUCCAAAAUAAAAUGGUCCCAAGCUCAGCUUCAGAUUUUUUAAAUACUGAUUCUCCAGGUACAAAGCUGUACUACAGUUUGCCUUAUGAUUAUAUCAGAAAUUUAUGAACAAGAUGAGGCGAAUAUGUACAUGCCCAUUUGGAAUAGAAAAUAAAUGCCUUUCCAUGUUUCUUUGAUUUCCCUUUACAUGCUCUGCUAACUGCUGAAUUAAAUGUAGAAAAAUCUGGCAGUACAUUGCUGAUACCAUGGCUUUCAGCUGGGCAACGUCCCAUAGUUCACAGGUAGGAGCCACUGAUCUUUCUCAAGUAGGCAUAAAAAGGCAAAGUGUGUACAUAUAGCGAACCUCAGUGUUUAUCAUAGUGUCUUUAAUAAUCAAGAAACAGAUACCCUCAAAAAUGAAAAAGUAAAUCAGUCCCCAAGCAUUAAAUUUAAAAUUGAGUACAAUGUUACUGAUACAAUCUGAUAUACAAUGCCCAGAUAAUCUGACCUGGAAUGUUUGGGAGGUAGCUGAGAUGGUAUGAAAAUUUUGAAAAUGAGUUGACAGAAGAUGACUGAUGCAAAGCAGUGAUAAAAGGAUGCAUGAAGAAAGGACUUUUAAUCUAGGGUUAUUGCCAAGUUCUGCCUAAAAGGAAAGAGUGAAUUUCCAAAGUACAUGUAGCAAGGCUGUGUAUCUUCUCUUUUGCCAGAAAUAUUAAAACUAGAAGAUUAUUUCAGUAGUGGAUAAACUGAAAACACUGCUCAGUGUUUGGUUACACAAUGUUGGCAGAGAUUGAGCUGGAUAGAACUAAUGCCAUGAAUUUGAAGAGGUCCCAAAUGUUUUCAUGUAUUUUCACUGUAAAGAUAGAGCAUGAGUGUAAAGACAGAUCGUGGUUUUGGCCAAUGGAAAAAGCAUGGUCUGUUAUCUACAGAGCUUGCUGUAUCAUCUUUAUUUUAACACAGAAUAAUUCAUUUGGAGCUAAGCCACAUUACUCCAAUGUCCUUUUAGCUCAGACAGUACUCUUUGUGCAUAUAUAUUUGUGUAUAUAUGUACACAUAUGUAUGGGUAUACACACACCAGCAUAUGCACAAAUACAGUGUGUAAUUUGUGUAUAUACAUACAUAGGUAUAUACACAUACAAAGUGACAGCAAUUAGUCAGGUGUUCCUUUUUGGUCAUUUCUUGAAUAAUUUCAUAUUCUGUAUGACGAGGAAACAAGUUUGCUAUGAAUGGUAUUCUUCUGGACAUUUUUUAACAAACAAAAUCUGUUUAUUUUACAAUACUUGAUUCAAUGCCUGAUUAAUCAAUAAAAACUUCCAUUUGAAAAUGUAGCUUCUGUGGUCUGUGGCAUUUUGCAUGGUCCAUAGUUAUGAAUUGAAAUCUGGGGGAACAAGUAGUCCUUGUAUAAAAAUAAAACAUGGUACUUUAAUGUAGCAUGCACUCUUAGAUGAGGAUUUUUCCCUUUUUUUGAAAGUUUUGUGACUAGGAAUGAGGUAGCAUUGUAUAAUGCUGUGUUUAAGAAGUGCAGAUUUUUGAGGAAUAAUCUGCUGAGAUGCAAGCAGUGAAUGUGGUAGAUAAAGCCUGUGUUGGUAUAAUGAUUGUUUCAAAAGUGUAUUUAAAACCCAGUUUGGGAUUCAGCCGAAUUAGAACAAAUAAUAGCGUAAUCUCUUUAGAAGAUAGUAGCAGCUCAGAGUAGUGUUGAGCUUGAGGUAAUGGAAGGGUGGGGGACUAUUUCUCUCCAGGACCAGAUAAGAUUUUCCAUAUGUUUGACUUUCAUGUGUUAAUGCACACCUAAUAGAGAAAAAAAUCAUUCUGGAAUGGGCUAUAUGUCAUAAAUUAUUUAGUAGACUGUCUCCAGUCUACUGUAUUUUCCCAUUGUUUGCUUUCAGAAAGCAAUAAAGUUGCUGCUUUUUGUGCCAUUAAUUUAUUCUUUGUCGGUUUUGGGUAUCCCAUUUUUCAAUUGCUCAGCAAAGAGACUCCCAGUGAGCAGAGGGUCCCAAGGGUAGGCAGCAUAAAAGUCGCUCAGGUCUGGGUACACUGUGGAAAGCAGGAAAUCUGCAAGUACAGGUGAAAAGACAUGUUCUUCAUUAUUUUAGCAAUAGUAGGUCACUAAACUGCAGUGUGCAUCAUCUGUUUUAGUCCUGUGUCUUAAUUGUAAACACUAUAUUCUUUACAUGUUAGAAAACGCAACAGGACACUAUUGAAAGCACAAAUUAAAAUGUCAGCUUGUUAACCAGUUCAUUUUGAUAUGCCCAGCAUUUACAGCACAUGAAAGACUGAAAGAUUCCAUUAAAAUAUUAUUUAAUAUCUAACACAGUGUAAGUAUUUCUUUUUUAAUUAUUCUAAUAAAGCAGAUGUCUAGUAGUUAGCAGAUUCUGCUUUUAUUUGCAGCAGCACAAUUUUCAGAUAAGCACAUGCACCAAAACAAAGUGAGGAUUGCUACUGGGUCUUAUCUGUGUCACCAAAACUGAGGGUAUUAAUUUUAGUUGGAAACACUGCUUUAAUUAGUGGUUUAGGAGUGAAGAAGUGCUGGACACACACAGGAAGUACACACCAGUACCUCAGUACCUUUGGGAAGCUGGUGAUAAACAAAAUGUGCACAGGUUGGUUUUGCAGUGACAUGCUGGGAGUUUUACUGGAACACCACCUCUGAUGUGUUUUCACAUACUGAUCUUUCUAAUAGUGGAAGUGUGUCUUGAGAUAUAGGGAUGUAAAAGCAGUAUUUUCCUGUUUUACUUAGUUGGUUGCCCAUAUAGAAAUGAGCACAGUAUUUUUGUCUCCUCCACACUGAGGAAAGCCCUGCUCACUUCCAAGUGCUGAUGGUGUCUGUUCUAGAUUAUGCUGAGCUAUUUGUAUUUAUUGUGCUUUCUAAAAUGAAAGAAACCCUCUUUACAUUUUAACCUUUGAUUUAGUACUUGAUUUUCAUACAAAAAGUUAAGAGACUAAAGAGCAAUGAUGUUAACAAUGCUUUCAGUGUGGGUAAGACUCUUGGUUUGUACUGUGAGGUUUAGGGCUUCUGUGUACAUAAAUCAAAUCUCUGUGCCAGAACAGGCUGAUUUGUCAUUCUUGUGGGAGUUGGAACAGUGCAGGUGCAAGUGUUUUCUUCUGAUGCAGGCUUUUGUAUUAACUCCACUCUUUAAAUGGAAUAUUCUGUUUCUUUAAUUUUUUUUAUUGGUUUUCUGAUUCAAGUGCAGACCCUUUUAAUGAAACUGUAAAUAGUAAAAUCUGUCAUCAUGUUACUUAUUUUAGCAAGCCCUGCCAUAUCAUGUGCCUCUGGCAGAUCACUGAACACAUCGGCUGCAACCAUAACCUUUGCAACAUCACCUCCAACCUGAGGACUGAUGCUUAUGCCAUUGACCAAGUAUGUUACUUUCCCAGGUGGGAUUCAACCUGCUAUGAGUAAGGAAGUCUAGCACAAAUCAUGAUACUGGUUAAAGGUGAGGGACACAUAAAUUUCACAAGGGUGAUAUAUGAAAGAUAUGGGCUUGAAAAUCAUCAGUGUUGAGGCAGUUCUGGUUUAAAAGUGGAACAAUAUAUUAGGAAGUCACAAAGUCUUCUACUACAGUGUGAUUGACAGUGACAUAAUUACUGCUGCCUGAGAGAGGAACAGAGUAGCAAAAGAGGGAGUUCUGGAGCAGUGCUGAGAGAGAUCACUCAGAGUGACGGGGCAGCUGAAAACCUGCCACCACUACCUGCCUUGGCACCAUGCUGCAGCUCUGCAAAGCAAGCCUGCACCUAUUCAUCCUUUUGUUCCCACUCAGGCUCAACCCACAUUCCCAAAUGACAGGAAAAAUAAUAUUGCAAUUACAUAUUUGAAAUCCUAACCUGAAUAAAAGCAGCAGGGCAGGGAUGACAGCCCCAGGCCUUGAUCCUCCUUUAUUCACCCAGAUUUUUACAUCUGCUGACUUCAAAGGAGAUAGUCCUGAUUUACACAGAGGUAGGUACAAGCCCAUGAAUCUUCACUUUCCAAAGAGUCAAACCCAAGUGAAGCAGGAGCCCCUGUGAGAACAGCUCAGACUUCCCAUUAAAUCAUGUCUUUGGAGAAAGCACUUUAGCUGCUAGCAAAACUACAGUUUCUCAUGAGCUGUUUCCCAAGGCCAGCACAGGUGUGUUUUAAAAUGUCUGGUUCUUUUAAAAUGUAUGGCUCAAUAACAUUCUUCUUGGGUGAAUUGUUCAGGCAAUGCACUGCUGUUUCCUCCAGGCAGUGUGGGAACAAUUCUCUUAGCAUGUGCUGUGUUACUUUUGUAAAAAUCAUGAGAGUCGCAGAUACACAAGUUAUGAUAUAAUGCUCUAGCAUAAGACUAUUGUUCUUGGACUUCCAUUUAAAAAUGGAUGAUAGCUAAAAAGUUUAGAAGUCUGCUUCCUUUAACUGUCCUAAUGUAUAUAGUUAUUUGAACUCAUGGAGAUUUUUCCUCUUAAGGAAUAUCACCUCCUUUCUUGUUAAUACACACAGACAGAUAGUAAUUAGGAGUAUUCCUUAAAAUUAUGAACUCUUAGAAUAGCUUACAAUCAAGCCUCUAAAGGGCAGCAAAUGGAGGCUUUGUGUUUUGUAUAGCCUUUGAAUAGGAAAAAAACCAGCUACAGCUGUUUAGAUCACUGAAACAUGUAACAAAUGACAGCUAACUGUGACAUGACAAGAUGGGAAUAGUUUUCAUUAGUAAUUUUUUACUUCACCCUCAUUUUUAUUUUACUUGGAAAACAGACAAUUCCACUUGAAAAUGUUUCUCUGUUAUCCUUCUAUUCCUUCACCCUUCUUUCUAUUUUCAGUCUCAUUUUAAAUUUUUAAAUAUUAUAGUUGCAAGAAGUGUGUGUUUCAAAAAGUUGGCUUUUUUAAAAAAUUAUUUUCUUAAAAAUUACUGUUUUCAGAAUGUGCACAAAAAAUGAAAUGAAAAGUCAAAAUGAAAUAUGGCAGCUUGAAUGUUGAGAAUAUUUUUGAAGUAGAAGAUAAAGAAGGAAUGCAGAUAAACCUGUCACUCUUCUACAAUUACUGAAUUAUUUGAUUUCAUUAUUCUGGGCUUAAUAGCAUUGCUCUCUAAUUAAAACAGCACUAGGAGACCUGAUUAAGGAGCACAAGCAGAGAGAUAGUAGAUUAUUUUAGGAUAACCCUGGAACGAGCUCCCUUUAAUAGUAGUAAUAUAUAUAUUCAACCUCAUUAAUGUCAGCUUGGGGAUUUGGGGGUUCUUUUUAAUUUUUAUUAUUAUUAUUAUUAAUAUUGUGUGUCCUCACUAACAGUAGUUUCCAGCCUAGAAAUAUAUGUCUCUCUUUGGAAGCAUAGAUUCCUUAUGGAAUUUGGAAAAAGUCCACCCUGUGGCAGUGUGAAGGUGGUGCUAACACAGUGAGGCCAUCUCCCACCAGCAGAGGAUUAUUUGAUCUAUCGUUCUGUCAUCUUGUUUAUGCAAGUAGUAGUGAUAGCAAGAGGAUGAAAUAGAUUCAUCCAGAUUUGUAGGUAUAGGAAGAUGUGGAAAGCCUCUUUGUUGCAUUUGUAAUUACAACCAGUUGCACAGCCAGCCCAGAACUAGAAAUUAGCAAAAGGCGAUUUGUUCCUUAAUACAAUCAGUAACACAUCCUUUUAAUUUUUUCUAGUGACUGUGACCUCUGUCUCACUUUGUCCAUCAGUUUACAUCCACAUGCUCCUUGAACAUUUGUUGAAGUUGCAGUUGAAAAUAUUGGGGCUUUUUUUACCUAUUAGGUUUUAAUCAAACAAACAUUUUUUUAAAACACACAUUGCUGAUAUAAUGUCAGCAGGUUAUGGCAGAGUGUAGAGAUGAGGAACAAGGUAGGACCUAGAACAGGUCCCAGUUGAGUUCAGAACAGAAUAAUAUUGUUUCUCUUCUAACAGUGUAGUCAUAGGAUUACUACAUUGCAUAUAUUUAGGAAAACAAGGUUUAUUAUUAAGAAAGUGCCCUCAGUUAUGCUUUAAAUUCUAACAAAUGCAAGAACAAUUGAGGAAAUUAGGAGAAAACUUUGAAUUAUAUACACAAAAAGAAAAAGAGAAGAAAAAGUUGUUUAUUUGCUAUCAAUAGUUCGAAUUUUCCUGCUUCCUUCCAUGGAGAGGAUGAAACAGGAAUGAUUUGUCUUUCCAUUCUUAUGAAGUCACUGCUCCAUAUUAGUGUUACUUGGGAAUCUCUCAGGAUGAAGAAAUUUAAUAGGAAAAAGUACAGAGUUCUCAAUAGUCUUGAAGUCUGCAUAAGCCAUUAGCCAGUUUCAAGGCUGAAUUACUAUCAAGUUAUGAACGCUUUCAUGUAUAUUUAACUGUGCCAGUAGAAACAUGUAGAAUUAAAAAAAAAAAGUGAUCAAUCAACUACAAAGCUGCUACUGGGUACAGGGAAAGGAAAAUAUUUUUAUGGACCAGUACUCGUGCUGGUUCUCAUGCAGACAGAAGGCCUAAGACCUGAAAACUUUUUAUCUAUUUUUGGAAUUCAAAAGCUCUGCAAAUCAUCCUGAGGGGCUGGUUGGUAUAUGGGGGUACAACUCACCCUAAAAGUGUUCCCACUCUACCAGUUUUUCCUGCUUCCCCACAAGUAGAAGGAGAAGCAAGCCAGAUCCCAAAGGUCUUAAUCUCUAAUCUGUCCCUGGCAUUUCUCAUGGCAGGGACAGUAAAGGCACAGGAUGGCCCUUGACUCCACAUCUUGUGUGGCAACAGAAUUAUGCUACGAAGUUUUAAACAGGCUUCUCUGGGAUGGAACUUGACCCCACAGAAAGAGAGGCCGAACUGGCUGCAGUAGCAAGGUCUGAUUUCUCAAGUAGCUUCUCCAGCUUCUGCCAUAGUCAGGAAAAGGAAGGCAAAUCUGCUGCAGGACAGGCUAUGAGGAUGGCACAUUUUCUAAAGGCAUGUCCAAAAGGAUCAAAGGGAAAAUUUUAAGUGUUAUUCAUCCUCAUAGGAAGGUCUGCAUAAGGAGAAUGGAUACAUUUUUCCAUGUUUCCAUGGAAGCCUGGAAAGCUGCCUCCUUAUGUGUCAGGUUUGGCAGUACUUGUGGGCAGGCAGUCUCUCACUUCAUUUGAAGAGAAAAAAAUAAUUUUCCCAUAGUUUUUCUUCCCAUUUUCCUAAAAGUCUGACAAAUGGGAAGAAAAAAUUGCCAAAUUCCGUUGCAUGAAGGCUCAUACCACUGAUCUUCAUUGUCAAAGCAAAGGAAAUGCAAAAAAUAAAGAAAAUUAUUUUUAAAAAAACAAAUGAACAAAAACCAAAGAAAAUGCAACAAAACCUCUGUGUGCAAAACUGUUGUUACAACUGACAUAUCCGAAAUUUUUAAUUUGCUACUAUUAUAACAGUAGCAGAUUAAUAGUACUAUUAUGAUAGUAGCAGAAACAAAUUGGAGGAUUUAUGAUGACUGGUACUCCGAUAAUGAAAGAGAGAAAUAGAAGUUGAAGGCAGAAAGAACAUCGUUGGGAAAUACACCUAGGAAAGCAAAACCAAAAAGCAUUGCUAGCCCAGUGCAGUGAGUCUGGUAGAAGCUCAGCUGGAAGACUGCAAAAUUCUGGUCUAAAAGGUGAUAUUCAAUAACACAGGAUCAGAUAAAGGCUUGUCCUAAGGGAAAGCCAAGGAAGAGCCUACAUUAGAAGGGCAGAUGUAAAUGUGGCAGUGCAGCUGUUACUGUCUGAAUGGAGAUAAGAAAGUGGUUGUGCUUGUAAAUAUAUUAUGAGGGUUUAGCCCUAGGAAAGGUGAGUAACAGUUCUGAGUAAAAGUCAAAAUGGUACAAGAAUAAAUGCAGUGUGCUUGUUUAUGAACAGUUAGGUCUAUAGAAAUCAAGAAGGUUACUUUGUAUGAUGACAAGAAGAAUAAAGGAACCUUGCUGUUUUGAGAUGAAGUUUUACGUGUGAAAUUAAUCACACUUCAGUCUAAAUGACCAAAUAUUAGUCAACUAGGCAUAAGCAUGUUUUCUAGGCAUCUCCCAUAAGGAAUGGGAAAUAAACAGCACCUGCAAAUGUCCAUUCCAGAUAUUCCAGCCACCUAACUCAGAACAGGGAGACUCUUACUCCGUGCCUGAACUUUAACCAUUGGUUAUAUGAGGAGUCACAAACAGCUAGAGUGUAUUUGAUACCUGUCUUUUAGAUAGCUAAAGCCAGAUCAAGUGACUAUCACUCUAUAUAUUUAGCAAAUGGUAUAUUGACAUUUUUAUAGUGUAAAUCCAUUUCUUUGGGUAUAAUACAGAAAUUUAUAAACAGCUUCUGACUUAAAAUCCUUACUGUGCUGAAGUACGAAGGCGAUUUUUCCCUGCCCUCAGUGAAGCCUAGAUUUUGCCUCUUAAAUAUGAAUAAGGUGAAAUAUUGUAGGUCAAAGUCAUAUUAAAUGUAGACAUCUCUUAACAAGGACUAUUCUAGCCACUGAGCCCUUGUUUUUUCACAAGAAGUCAUUUAUAAUAAUGCUUCAGUAAAAUGUCCAUUCAGGCAGUGUCAACAAAUAAAUACAAUUUUAUUUGACCACAAAACAAACUGGCUUGCAGAUUAUAUGUAUUCAUAUGUAUUCUAUUGCACUGAUCCUGUGCACAAGUAUUUUAGAUCCUAAAUUGGUUUGCUUACCCAAUGCUGCAAAAUGCUACACAUUAAUAGCAUUGCCAGGGCCAAAUGAUUUGGCUGUGGUAUGGAAUCAAGAGCUCCUCAGCAAAACUGUCCUCUAACAGAGAAGUAGCCAACAGUUACAAGAAAUGCAUAAGAGAUAGCUGAGAAGUGUUGGCUCUUUAAUAUGUAAGUUGGAUGCUGAGGUCUAAAGUACUUGUUUUUCUAUGUUAUUUAUUUACAUCUUCUGCAAAGGAAAUAGUUAGUUCUCCAAAGGAUAACUGGAAAUCCUUUUGACAUUCAUGGUAGAUUGUUUUGGAUGGUUACCAUCCACAAAAUCUUAAUGAGAAGAGAAAAAUAUUCUGUAGAUGGAUGUAAAUAUCCCUUUUCCCAGGGUUUUAACUUAGACUCACCUCUCUAUAUUGUACAGAUCACUUUCAGAGGUUUCAUUUUAUCUAUUUCUAAACAGCAUGAGUAUUUAUCUAAUGAUGCUGUGGUGAGGUAUGCUUCCUUCUUCAGGUUAAUAGAGUGCACAGUUGAAAAAAUAUUCACAUGCAAAGUAUUGUUAACUGCUUGUUCAUAAAAGGGAAGGAAAUUACUCAGGCUGGAGAAAAUUUUAAGUUAAAAUUGUUGAUGCUCUUCAGGGUGAUAGAAAAAAAAUUCUCUAAUAAAAGGUGAGAGUUUCUGAAGGAAGCACUUUUUGUUGUGGAAAGGAUUAAUGAUCCAGGAAGGUCAACUGAGGAAAACUGUCAGAAACUCACUCAGACUAGGGAAAUAUUUUGUAAAAGUCAUGACAAAGAAGAAUCUAGUGUACUUAAAGUCAUGGUGAAAGGUGACAGAUAUAGCCUGGUGUGCUUUGGAGGGACCAGUCUGAGGAUUUCUAUUUACAGAGAAUAUGGGAAUAGCUUGUGAAACUGCACUGGCCCAUCCUGCUUAGGGGUCUUGGAGUUGGAAGCAGCAUCAGAAAAUAAUGGAAUUGAAAUACAAGUCAAGAAAGAAGGAACUGGGAACAGGAUAUAGCACAACAAAAAAAUUUCUGUAAAAUGUGUCUUCUUACUGCUGGAUUUGUAACAUUGUUGAGUACUGAAAUGGAGACAGCUUUUAAACUGUAACUUAUUUUCACAGGUUGUGGCAAUGUGAUUCAUUACUUUUGUUAAUUUUAUUACUUUAACAAAAGUGUUCCUUCAUUUCUGGUGCCUAAAUCUCUAUCCACUUACAAUGUUGAUUUAUGUGUAAGCAAGGCCUUACAUCCUUAGGUAUUUCCCAAUCCAUAGAAGCAUGGAAUUAAUCCUAUCUCCUCAUAAACUCUGGGCUCUUCCAACAGCACUGUAAGGAACGUAGAGACACUUUUUCCUGUCUCUAGUUGAACCUGCCAAGAUUUUUCAGUAAAUGAUGGUACUUGAUAGGUACUGAGGCCUCUAGGUUUGGGAGCUUGGUGGGUUGAUGUGGCAGAAGUAGGGAUGAUUUGUCUUUUACAUGGAAGCAGGCACUGAUUAAGUGAUUAAAAUUUACAGCGGAUGGUUUUGUUUUGAAUUGCUGGAAUGGAAUGUGUCUGAAGGGUGGUGAAGAUGUUUGACGCUGGAUGAGGAGGAAGUUUUGCCAAGGCAUUGGUGAGGUGUCACUGUCAAGGAUGUUAAUGAAAUGUAACCACAGUCACUGUAAUCCAAAAGGAAUUUGACAAAAUCUUUGUAAAGUUAUUGUGCUCUGAAUGGUGUUAAAAUAUGGAAUUAAUGUAAAUGUAAAUGAACUGAUGUUUUGUUAUUGGAAUAAGAUACUGCGGAUGUAUUGUGGGAUAUAUAUAAAUGAAUGUGUAAUCUAGAUUAUUUGGGUUAUAAAAGAUGGUGCUUUGACCACCUGUCAGUGAUUUGCUUUUACCAGGCUAAGGAAAUUGUGGAUACGAGAAGAAAUAACAAUUUAUUAGCAAGUUUUGGAUUGUAUGAAUGUGUCUUGAUUUUUGUAAUAAAGAAUGCUAACUCUA